Molecule: messenger RNA, 558 nt
Organism: Parnassius apollo (apollo)
Lineage: Eukaryota; Metazoa; Arthropoda; Insecta; Lepidoptera; Papilionidae
Source: the annotation of a GenBank genome assembly
AUGAAGAUUUCCUUCGAAGCCCCAUAUAAGAAAAAGGAAAUCAUUCAGUGCAAGAGAUGUCAGAGAUUUGGGCAUUCCAAGAACCAAUGUUUUAGGCCCUAUCGCUGUGUUAAAUGCGGUAGCGCUCACCCUACAACAACAUGUACUAAAAAACCAGACACUGAGGCUACUUGCGCGAACUGUGAUGAAAAACACCCCGCUAGCUACAAAGGAUGCAAAGUGUACAAACAGUAUAGAGAAAGAAUUCUUAAAUUAGAUUCUAAGUCAAAAGGAAAACCAAUGCCUAACAAUAUAGAGACCAAAAACCUAGAUCCCCACCUGAGUACUAAGACUAACUGCACAGAUAAUCAAAACUUAACUAAAACCUAUUCAGAAGCAGCAAAAACCAAAGAACAAUAUACUCAGCAAAACAUAAAGAACGACUUGGCUGACUUUUCUGAUUUAAUGGACAUAAUGUUCGAAAAAUUACAACAUUCAAUGGUGACAAUGAUGGAAAAAAUCAUGGACAAAAUGAUGGACCGCAUGGUCAAACUAGUCAGCAGCCUCGUGAAAAAAUGA